Messenger RNA from Talpa occidentalis (Iberian mole), 4178 nucleotides. It is a transcript of the gene PUM1, whose product is annotated as pumilio RNA binding family member 1. Gene Ontology annotation, biological process: regulation of mRNA stability; miRNA processing. The record is from RefSeq and is a predicted model, not a curated record. The coding region runs from base 219 to 3800 and encodes 1193 amino acids. Lineage: Eukaryota; Metazoa; Chordata; Mammalia; Eulipotyphla; Talpidae. Gene Ontology annotation, cellular component: cytoplasm; cytosol. Gene Ontology annotation, molecular function: mRNA 3'-UTR binding. The transcript is spliced from 22 exons.
AGGCAACCUGUUCCAGAGCCGCCUGCUUUCUCGGCACAUGCUGCUGCCACCGCCGAGGCCGGGGCCAGAGCCUAUCCCAUGAUGCACCGCGCCAGCCUAGUCCCCAGUGGGCCGCCAUGUUGUCGGAGUGAAAGGUAAGGGGGAGCGAGAGCGCCGGAGAGAGAAGAUCGGGGCGCUAAAAUCCAUCUUCAUCCUACCGCUCCGCCCGUGUUGGUGGAAUGAGCGUUGCAUGUGUCUUGAAGAGAAAAGCAGUGCUUUGGCAGGACUCUUUCAGCCCCCACCUGAAACAUCACCCUCAAGAACCAGCUAAUCCCAACAUGCCUGUUGUUUUGACAUCUGGAACAGGGUCGCAAGCGCAGCCACAACCAGCUGCAAAUCAGGCUCUUGCAGCUGGGACACACUCCAGCCCUGUCCCAGGAUCCAUAGGAGUUGCAGGCCGUUCCCAGGACGACGCAAUGGUGGACUACUUCUUUCAGAGGCAGCAUGGUGAGCAGCUUGGGGGAGGAGGAAGUGGUGGAGGCGGCUAUAAUAAUAGCAAACAUCGAUGGCCUACUGGGGAUAACAUUCAUGCAGAACAUCAGGUACGUUCUAUGGAUGAACUGAAUCAUGAUUUUCAAGCACUUGCUCUGGAGGGAAGAGCGAUGGGAGAGCAGCUCUUGCCAGGUAAAAAGUUUUGGGAAACAGAUGAAUCCAGCAAAGAUGGACCAAAAGGAAUAUUCCUGGGUGAUCAAUGGCGAGACAGUGCCUGGGGAACAUCAGAUCAUUCAGUUUCCCAGCCAAUCAUGGUGCAGAGAAGACCUGGUCAGAGUUUCCAUGUGAACAGUGAGGUCAAUUCUGUACUGUCCCCACGGUCGGAGAGUGGGGGACUAGGCGUUAGCAUGGUGGAGUAUGUGUUGAGCUCAUCCCCGGGCGAUUCCUGUCUAAGAAAAGGAGGAUUUGGCCCAAGGGAUGCAGACAGUGAUGAAAACGACAAAGGUGAAAAGAAGAACAAGGGUACGUUUGAUGGAGAUAAGCUAGGAGAUUUGAAGGAGGAGGGUGAUGUGAUGGACAAGACCAAUGGUUUGCCAGUGCAGAAUGGGAUUGAUGCAGACGUCAAAGAUUUUAGCCGUACCCCUGGUAAUUGCCAGAACUCUGCUAAUGAAGUGGAUCUUCUGGGUCCAAACCAGAAUGGUUCUGAGGGCUUAGCCCAGCUGACCAGCACCAAUGGUGCCAAGCCUGUGGAGGAUUUCUCCAACAUGGAGUCCCAGAGUGUCCCCUUGGACCCCAUGGAACAUGUGGGCAUGGAGCCUCUUCAAUUUGAUUAUUCAGGCACGCAGGUACCUGUGGACUCAGCAGCAGCAACUGUGGGACUUUUUGACUACAAUUCUCAACAACAGCUAUUCCAAAGACCGAAUGCACUUGCUGUCCAGCAAUUGACAGCUGCUCAGCAACAGCAAUAUGCACUAGCAGCUGCGCAUCAACCUCAUAUUGGUAUGUUUUCAGCAGGUAUAGCUCCCGCUGCAUUUGUCCCCAAUCCAUACAUCAUCAGCGCUGCUCCCCCAGGGACGGACCCCUACACAGCUGGAUUGGCUGCAGCAGCGACACUAGGCCCUGCUGUGGUCCCUCACCAGUAUUAUGGAGUUACUCCCUGGGGAGUCUACCCUGCCAGUCUUUUUCAGCAGCAAGCUGCCGCUGCUGCAGCAGCAACUAAUUCUGCUAAUCAGCAGACCACCCCACAGGCUCAGCAAGGGCAACAGCAGGUUCUUCGCGGAGGAGCCAACCAGCGUCCUUUGACCCCAAAUCAGAACCAGCAGGGACAGCAAACAGAUCCACUUGUGGCAGCUGCAGCAGUGAAUUCUGCCCUUGCUUUUGGACAAGGACUGGCUGCAGGCAUGCCAGGUUAUCCGGUGCUGGCUCCUGCUGCUUACUAUGACCAAACAGGUGCACUUGUGGUGAAUGCAGGAGCAAGAAAUGGUCUAGGAGCUCCUGUUCGACUUGUGGCUCCUGCCCCAGUCAUCAUUAGUUCCUCAGCUGCACAAGCAGCUGUUGCAGCGGCCGCAGCUUCAGCAAAUGGAGCAGCUGGUGGUCUUGCUGGAACAACAAAUGGACCAUUUCGCCCUUUAGGAACCCAGCAGCCUCAGCCCCAACCCCAGCAGCAGCCCAAUAACAACCUGGCAUCCAGCUCUUUCUAUGGCAACAACUCUCUGAGCAGCAAUUCGCAGAGCAGCUCCCUCUUCUCCCAGGGCUCUGCCCAGCCUGCCAACACAUCCUUGGGAUUUGGAAGUAGCAGUUCUCUCGGCGCUACCCUGGGAUCAGCCCUUGGAGGGUUUGGAACAGCAGUUGCAAACUCCAACACUGGCAGUGGCUCCCGCCGUGACUCCCUGACUGGCAGCAGUGACCUUUAUAAGAGGACAUCGAGCAGCUUGACCCCCAUUGGACACAGUUUUUAUAACGGCCUUAGCUUUUCCUCCUCUCCUGGACCCGUGGGCAUGCCUCUCCCUAGUCAGGGACCAGGACAUUCACAGACACCACCUCCUUCCCUCUCUUCACAUGGAUCCUCUUCAAGCUUAAACCUGGGAGGACUCACAAAUGGCAGUGGAAGAUACAUCUCUGCUGCCCCAGGUGCUGAAGCCAAGUACCGCAGCGCGAGCAGUGCCUCCAGCCUCUUCAGCCCCAGCAGCACCCUCUUUUCUUCCUCUCGCUUGCGAUACGGAAUGUCUGAUGUUAUGCCCUCUGGCAGGAGCAGGCUUUUGGAAGAUUUUCGAAAUAAUCGGUACCCCAAUUUACAACUGCGGGAGAUUGCCGGGCAUAUAAUGGAAUUUUCCCAAGACCAGCAUGGGUCCAGAUUCAUUCAGCUGAAACUCGAGCGUGCCACACCAGCUGAGCGCCAGCUUGUUUUCAAUGAGAUCCUCCAGGCGGCUUACCAGCUAAUGGUGGAUGUAUUUGGAAAUUAUGUCAUUCAGAAAUUCUUUGAAUUUGGCAGCCUUGAACAGAAGCUGGCUUUGGCAGAACGGAUUCGGGGCCAUGUCCUGUCAUUGGCACUGCAGAUGUAUGGCUGUCGUGUUAUCCAGAAAGCUCUUGAAUUUAUCCCCUCAGACCAGCAGGUAAUUAAUGAGAUGGUUCGGGAACUGGAUGGCCACGUCCUGAAGUGUGUAAAAGACCAGAACGGCAACCAUGUGGUUCAGAAAUGCAUUGAAUGUGUGCAGCCCCAGUCUUUGCAGUUUAUCAUCGAUGCGUUUAAGGGACAGGUAUUUGCUUUGUCCACGCAUCCUUAUGGCUGCCGAGUGAUUCAGAGGAUCCUUGAGCACUGUCUCCCUGACCAGACACUCCCUAUUUUAGAGGAGCUUCACCAGCACACAGAGCAACUUGUACAGGAUCAAUAUGGAAAUUAUGUGAUCCAACAUGUAUUGGAGCAUGGUCGUCCAGAGGAUAAAAGUAAAAUUGUAGCAGAAAUCCGAGGCAAUGUACUUGUAUUAAGUCAGCACAAAUUUGCAAGCAACGUCGUGGAAAAAUGUGUCACACAUGCCUCCCGUACGGAGCGUGCUGUGCUUAUUGAUGAGGUGUGUACCAUGAAUGACGGUCCCCACAGUGCCUUAUACACCAUGAUGAAGGACCAGUAUGCCAACUACGUAGUCCAGAAGAUGAUUGAUGUGGCAGAGCCUGCCCAGCGGAAGAUCGUCAUGCAUAAGAUCCGGCCCCACAUCGCGACUCUUCGCAAGUACACCUACGGCAAGCACAUUCUGGCCAAGCUGGAGAAAUACUACAUGAAGAAUGGCGUUGACUUAGGGCCCAUCUGUGGCCCCCCUAAUGGUAUUAUCUGAGGCAGUGUCACCCCGUCCCCUCAUGCCCACUGACCUCACUGGCCCAUUGGUGAAUCCAGCCAGCAACCAGAAAUAUUCUAGUAUAGAAUCUGAAAUGGGUAAAUGGUUGCUCCAGGAUACCCUCACCUCCAAAAAAAGGAAUCAAAUCCACAAGUGGAAAAGCCUUUGUAAAUUUGUUUAAUUUUAUUACGCAUAACAUGUACUAAUUAUUUUUUUUAAUUGACUAAUUGCCCUGUUGUUUUACUGGUGUAUAGGAUACUUGUACAUAGGUAACCAGUGUACAUGGGAGGCCACAUAUUUUGUUCAAUGUUGUAUCUAUAUUCCACGUGCGGAAACUUUCAGGGUGGUUGGUUCAACAAAAAGUUUAAAAAAAGUUUU